Helicoverpa zea (corn earworm) is the source of this 816-nucleotide messenger RNA. RefSeq lists its product as uncharacterized. The transcript has a single exon. NCBI's taxonomy places the organism in Eukaryota, Metazoa, Arthropoda, Insecta, Lepidoptera, Noctuidae. The record is from RefSeq and is a predicted model, not a curated record. The coding region runs from base 1 to 816 and encodes 271 amino acids.
AUGGGUAACGGCAAACCCAAACGUCUAUCCUGCAUCCUGCCCGACGUUGAUGACGAAGACAUCACAGAUACGGAGAACCUCAUGGAUAAUAACAUAACCCAACGCAUCCUUAGCGAUAUACGGCGAGAGGUACGGGACAUAAUUAAAGAAGAACUGCAAAGUACCCUACAGUUCUACUCGGACAAAAUCGAUGAGUACGAAUUAAAGAUAAAUGGAUUUGAAAAUAAAAUAAAAUUAUUCGAUAACCAGAACAUGGAGCUAAAACAUAAAUAUAAAAACCUCGAACUUAAAUACGAGGUAGUGGAACAAAAACUUAACGCAUUUGAACAAAGCCAACUAGCCAACAAUAUUGAUAUUUGUGGUGUUGAGGAAACAGAGGAUGUGGAUGGCAUGGUGAAGAACUUAUGUAUUAAACUGAAUUUAAAAGCGGAGGAUGUCGUCUGCACAUAUCGCAAGAAAAGUAACCGACCUGAAGCCAAACAAGGGAAACUCCCCCCACCAAUUGUCGUGACCCUUAAGGAAGGCCGUCGGGAUUCAUGGCUGCAAGUCGCUAAGACUCACACCAUCUCUGGAAAGGAUUUAGGUAGCGGUGAGGAUACUAAAAUAUAUCUAAGAGAAAGUCUAUCACCCACCACGGCCUACCUACUUUGGGCAACUAAGAAUGCUCUAAAAACAACAAACAUAUGUAAAUUCGUUUGGUGUAAAAAUGGUCAAAUUUUAGUCAAAAGGCACGAAAAGGGGAAAACAUAUAACAUUCGAUCGGAGAAGGACAUACAUAAACUUGUCUCCGAUUUUAAAAAUAAUCAAGAAACUUGA